UGGAAAAUAAAUAAUUUUUGGGAAUUUCAGUUCUUCUCCUUUUUUUUUUAAAAAAAAACCCUAGGGUUUUAGAGAUAUAUACAUCUUCAGUUUCAAUAAACUCAUCAGAAAAAUAAGAUGACGACAAGAAUAGCACCGGGAGUGGGAGCAAAUCUGCUCGGUCAACACUCCGCCGAGCGCAACCAAGACGCCACCGCCUAUGUCGGCAAUCUCGACCCUCAGGCAACCGAAGAGCUAUUAUGGGAAUUAUUUGUUCAAGCUGGUCCAGUUGUUAAUGUGUAUGUUCCAAAAGAUAGAGUCACUAAUCUUCACCAAGGCUAUGGCUUUGUUGAAUUUCGAAGUGAAGAAGAUGCAGACUAUGCAAUAAAGGUUCUCAACAUGAUCAAGCUAUAUGGGAAGCCAAUACGGGUGAAUAAGGCAUCACAAGAUAAGAAGAGCAUGGAUGUAGGAGCGAACCUUUUUGUUGGAAACUUGGAUCCUGAUGUAGACGAGAAACUACUUUAUGAUACUUUCAGUGCUUUUGGAGUCAUUGUUUCAAAUCCCAAGAUCAUGAGAGAUCCCGAGACAGGGAAUUCCCGUGGAUUUGGAUUCAUCAGCUAUGAUUCUUUUGAGGCUUCGGAUGCAGCUAUAGAAUCAAUGAAUGGACAAUAUUUAUGUAAUCGCCAGAUAACAGUAUCAUAUGCUUACAAGAAAGACACUAAGGGAGAGCGUCAUGGCACCCCCGCAGAGAGGACCCUGGCAAGCAGUAAUCCGAGCACACAGAAAAGUAGGCCGCACACUAUGUUUGCAAGUGGACCUCCAACCAUUCCUAAAGUUGGUCAACCGAAUGGUGCUCCAAUUCCUCCACGCCCUUUUGCAAAUGGUGCAGUUGCUCCAGUCCCACCUAUUUCGGCAAUCCGCCCCCCACCACCCACCCAUCUCUAUCAGCCAAUGCAAAUGCAGCAGCAGAUACCACCACCACAAUGGCAGCAACAGCAGAUGGUCCAGCCUCAGGGCAUGCCACCUCAGCACCUCCAGCAGUUCAGGCCCCCUCCACCAAACAUGCCACCACCGAAUCCAAACAUGACUCAGAUGAUGAACAGGCCACCUCCACCUCCAGCAGGAAUGUCCGGCCAGCAUGUGUGGAGGGGACCACCUCCUCCACAGAUGGCUGGUGGUCAUGGCCAUCCUCCUAUGAUGCAGAUGUCAAUGCCACCACCUGUGCACAAUGUCCCACAACCACCACCUCCAUCUGGUUAAAGUUCAUCAUUGUUUGCAGGAGGCAUUUAACUCUUAAAUGCCAAGACGUCUAAAUGGAAGUCCAGCAUUAAAAUAGUGCAUCUCAAAGUCGGUCAAGAACCAGGUUCGGGAUGUUAUUCUGUUUCGUUAUUUUAUGAUGAAAGGUUUAGAAGCUUAUUUGUUUUUAAUCAUCAUAUAUGGGUGCAACUCUAGGAAGUGGCUGUUAAUGUAUUUUACCAUAAAACGUUUGACAGUUUUAAUGACUAUUGCAAACACAAUUAUUCUGGCUCAAAA
This is a messenger RNA of Erigeron canadensis, 1512 nucleotides long. Its product is annotated as splicing factor 3B subunit 4. Gene Ontology annotation, cellular component: nucleolus; U12-type spliceosomal complex. Gene Ontology annotation, molecular function: RNA binding. The transcript is spliced from 9 exons. Bases 118 to 1239 code for a protein of 373 amino acids. The record is from RefSeq and is a predicted model, not a curated record. Lineage: Eukaryota; Viridiplantae; Streptophyta; Magnoliopsida; Asterales; Asteraceae. Gene Ontology annotation, biological process: positive regulation of mRNA splicing, via spliceosome.